CAUACACACUUUAACUGAGUGACACUCAUUGUCUAUAUUUAUGUUUUAAGUCAGACAGCUGCUGUACUAACCAAACCGAGAGCGAGAGAGAGAGAGAGAGAGAGAGAGAGAGAGAGAGAGAAAUAGAUUCAGGGACGUAUAGACAGACAGGCAAGCUGAUGGUGGGGACAUGAUUCAAUUUUGCAUCCCGAGAGCUGCCACAGGAAGUUCGGAACAAAACUUACUGAUUUCUGGGGUACUUAUCUGAGAACCCGAUCUCCAGAAUUCCUGCACCUCCGGUUUUGCUUCUUAUUUGGGAUCAUGGAGGGGGGCGGUGAGGCACCUAUAACUUCCUUCAUCAUGGAUGAGGAGACUUUAAAGAGAAAACAGAGAGAAAAACUCAAGAAACUCCAGGCCACCGGCGGAAACCCGCGGCCCGCGCGCUCCCUCCUCUUCCUCACGCUGAAGAACCCCUUCCGUAAGGCCUGCAUUAACAUCGUAGAGUGGAAACCAUUUGAAAUCAUCAUCCUCCUCACCAUCUUCGCAAACUGUGUAGCUCUCGCCGUUUUCAUGCCAAUGCCUGAAGAAGAUACAAAUAACACCAACAGCAACCUAGAAAGUCUUGAGUAUAUAUUUCUCAUCAUAUUCACAAUGGAGUGUUUCCUGAAGAUCGUUGCGUAUGGAUUUCUCUUUCAUGCAGAUGCGUAUUUACGGAACUGCUGGAAUAUAUUAGACUUUGUCAUUGUAACAAUGGGGUUGUUCACUAUUGUGGUGGACUUCAUCAAUAACAUCAGUGGUGUGGAGGCUCCAGUGGAGCAAAAAGGUGGUUUUGACAUGAAAGCCCUCAGAGCAUUCAGAGUCUUGCGGCCCCUUCGACUCGUAUCGGGAGUCCCCAGCCUGCAAGUAGUGAUGAGCUCCGUUCUCAAGUCCAUGCUGCCCCUGUUCCACAUCUCCCUGCUGGUCUUCUUCAUGGUCACCAUCUACGCUAUCAUUGGUCUGGAGCUCUUUAAAUGCAAAAUGCAUAAAACAUGUUACUACACUGGCACAGAUGUCAUUGCUACGGUUGAAAAUGAGAAGGCAUCUCCGUGCGCUCAGGCCGGUAACGGUCGUAGCUGUACACUGAACGGAACGGAGUGUCGUGGGGGUUGGCCUGGGCCCAAUAACGGCAUCACUCACUUUGAUAAUCUGGGUUUCUCCAUGCUCACUGUAUACCAGUGCAUCACCACUCAGGGCUGGACGGAUGUUCUGUACUGGGUGAAUGAUGCAAUCGGAAUGGAAUGGCCCUGGUUGUAUUUUGUGACUUUGAUUCUGUUGGGUUCAUUCUUCAUCCUGAAUCUGGUUCUGGGGGUCCUGUGUGGUGAAUUCACUAAGGAGAGAGAGAAGAGUUCUCGGAGUGGCGAGUAUCAAGAAUUACGAGAGCGUCAACAGUUUGAUGAGGAUCUGAAGGGGUACAUGGAGUGGAUCACACAGGCAGAAGUCAUGGACAACGACCAGGAGCAAGGUCUGCUCCCGCUGCAGAAGGACGGAUCCCAGACGGAGAGUCUCUACGAGCUUGAAGGACUGAAUAAACUCAUGUACUACGUUCGGCAUGCACGGCGCUGGAACCGUUUUUUCAGAAGGAAGUGUCGUGUUUGGGUGAAGUCCAGGCUGUUCUACUGGUUGGUCAUUUUCCUGGUGUUCUUCAACACUCUGGCCAUCACAACAGAACAUCAUCAACAGUCUGAAUCCCUCACCAACUUCCAAGACAACACCAAUAAGGCGCUGUUGUCUCUGUUUGCGGUGGAGAUGUUUCUGAAGAUGUAUGCGAUGGGACUGCCGUCGUACUUCAUGUCUCUCUUCAACCGUUUCGACUGCUUCGUGGUGUCUGUUGGGAUCCUGGAGCUCAUUCUCGUAAACAUGGAUGUCAUGUCCGUCAUGGGGAUCUCCAUUCUGCGCUGUAUUCGGCUGCUGCGUCUCAUCAAAGUCACAAGGCACUGGACGACCCUCAGUAAUCUCGUGGCAUCCCUCUUAAACUCGGUGCGCUCCAUCGCAUCCCUGCUGCUUCUCCUCUUCCUCUUCAUUGUCAUCUUCGCUCUGCUCGGCAUGCAGGUGUUCGGGGGAAAGUUUAAUUUUUCCGAUCAGAAUGUGAGACGGAGCAAUUUUGACAAUUUUCCUCAGGCACUCAUCACAGUUUUCCAGAUUCUGACAGGUGAGGACUGGAACUCUGUCAUGUAUGAUGGCAUCAUGGCUCAUGGAGGUCCAGCAAUACCUGGGAUCUUGGUUAGCAUUUACUUCAUAAUCCUAUUCAUCUGCGGAAACUACAUCCUCCUGAACGUGUUCCUGGCGAUUGCGGUGGAUAAUCUGGCAGAGGCCGAAAGCCUGACUUCAGCCCAGAAAGAGAAGGCAGAGGAGAAGAAACGCAAAAAGCUUCUCAGAGAAAACCUCCCUGAUAAGGUAGAGGAAGAGAAGGCUAUGUUGGCGAAGAAACUAGCUGAGCAGAGAGCCAAGAUUGAAGGGAUUCCCACCACAGCUAAGCUCAAAGUGGAUGAAUUUGAGUCAAACGUAAAUGAGAUUAAAGAUCCAUUUCCACCAGCCGAUUUUCCAGGUGAUGAUGAGGAGGAGGAGCCAGAGAUUCCCCUCAGCCCUCGGCCUCGUCCAAUGGCAGACCUACAGUUGAAGGAGACGGUGGUGCCCAUGCCAGAGGCCAGUUCCUUCUUCAUCUUCGGCCCACAGAACAAGUUCCGUAAACUCUGCCAUUGCAUCAUCAACGCCACAACCUUCACCAACAUCAUCCUCCUCUUCAUCCUGCUCAGCAGUAUCUCACUGGCUGCCGAGGAUCCUAUUGACCCGAUGUCUUUCAGGAACCAGGUGCUGGCCUAUGCUGAUAUCGUAUUCACCUCGGUUUUUACCGCAGAGAUUGUGCUGAAGAUGACCACAUAUGGUGCCAUUUUACACAAGGGCUCUUUCUGUCGUAAUUCCUUCAACAUCCUGGAUUUGAUUGUGGUUGGCGUCUCCCUGCUGUCCAUGGGAAUGGAGUCAAGUGCCAUCUCUGUGGUAAAGAUCCUCCGAGUCCUGAGAGUGUUGAGACCUUUAAGAGCCAUAAAUAGAGCCAAAGGUCUGAAGCACGUGGUCCAGUGUGUGUUUGUGGCCAUCAAGACCAUCGGCAACAUCGUUUUAGUCACGAUGCUCCUGGAUUUCGUGUUCGCCUGCAUUGGGGUUCAGCUUUUCAAGGGGAAAUUCUAUGCUUGCACAGACCCACUCAAAAUGACGGCGGUAGAAUGCAGAGGAACUUUUAUAAAACACCAGGAGAACGCUCUUCAUGAUAUGGUGCUCCGGGAGCGCAAGUGGAUCAACAGCGACUUAAACUUUGAUAACAUUCUGAACGGCAUGCUGGCACUCUUCACGGUUUCAACAUUCGAGGGCUGGCCAAAGUUGUUGUAUAAAGCCAUCGACUCUAAUCUGGAGGAUUUCGGCCCCAUUUACAACAACCGCACUGAGAUUUCCAUCUUCUUCAUCGCCUACCUCAUCCUCAUCGCCUUCUUCAUGAUGAACAUCUUCGUUGGCUUCGUAAUAGUCACUUUUCAGGAACAGGGAGAGCAGGAGUUCAAAAACUGUGAGCUGGACAAAAACCAGCGUCAAUGUGUCCAAUACGCCUUGAAGGCCCGUCCUCUGAGGUGCUACAUCCCUAAGAACCCCUAUCAGUACCAGGUGUGGUACAUCGUCACUUCCUGUUACUUUGAGUAUCUGAUGUUUCUUCUCAUCAUGCUCAACACUAUGUGUCUCGGGAUGCAGCAUUGCAACCAGUCAGAUCACAUCACGCAUCUGUCUGACAUGCUGAACAUCAUCUUCACUGUCCUGUUUACCGUGGAAAUGAUCCUCAAACUCGGUGCCUUCAAAGCCAAAGGUUACUUUGGAGACCCCUGGAACGUCUUUGAUUUCGUCAUCGUGGUGGGCAGUAUUGUUGAUGUCGUCCUGAGUGAAAUUGAUGCUGCUCUAGCUGCUCAAGGUGGACUUUACUGUCUCACGGGCUGUUCUGAAGUGAAUCCAAUGCAAGCGAUAGCAGUAAGUGAAGAUUGUGUUCCUAUUGAGAAGUUCUCCAUUUGUGUUAUCUGUAGGUUAUUGUGCGAAUUGCUCAUUUGUUUGUUUGCUCCUCAGGACUCUGAGAAUAUGAGCGUGUCGAUCACAUUGUUCCGACUCUUCCGUGUCAUGCGUCUGGUGAAACUCCUGAAUCGUUUUGAGGGGAUUCGUAACCUGCUGUGGACCUUCAUCAAAUCAUUUCAGGCUUUGCCAUACGUGGCUCUUCUCAUCGUCAUGCUGUUCUUCAUUUACGCCGUCAUCGGCAUGCAGGUGUUUGGCAAAAUUGCGCUAAUAGACGGAACUGUGAUCAAUCGCAACAGCAACUUCCAGACGUUUCCUCAAGCUGUUCUUCUGCUGUUCAGGAGUGCUACAGGUGAGGCGUGGCAGGAAAUCAUGUUGGGCUGUUUGUACGGCCAGCGCUGUGACCCAAAAUCAGAUUACCUACCUGGAGAAGAGUACACCUGUGGCUCUGGAUUCGCUGUUUUGUACUUCAUGAGUUUUUACAUGCUGUGUGCUUUCCUGAUCAUUAACCUGUUUGUGGCUGUGAUCAUGGACAACUUUGACUAUCUGACCCGUGAUUGGUCGAUUCUGGGGCCGCAUCAUUUAGAUGAGUUUAAGAAGAUCUGGGCUGAAUAUGACCCUGAGGCCACGGGACGCAUUAAACACCUGGAUGUUGUGACAUUGUUGAGGAGAAUCCAGCCACCGCUUGGGUUUGGGAAGUUCUGUCCCCAUCGUGUCGCCUGUAAGAGACUGAUUUCCAUGAACAUGCCAUUAAACAGCGAUGGGACGGUCACGUUUAAUGCCACUCUGUUCGCACUGGUCCGAACGGCACUGAAAAUCAAAACAGAAGGUAAUUUUGAGCAGGCCAACGAGGAGCUGCGUGCAAUUAUUAAGAAGAUUUGGAAACGGACCAGUAUGAAACUGCUGGACCAGGUCAUCCCACCAAUCGGAGACGAUGAGGUCACAGUGGGGAAGUUUUACGCCACCUUCUUGAUCCAAGAUCACUUCAGGAAGUUCAUGAAGCGUCAGGAGGAAUAUUACGGAUACCGACCGACAAAGAAAAACAAAAACACUACAGAGAUACAGGCGGGUCUGAGGAGCAUUGAGGAUGAAGCCGCCCCCGAGCUGCAGCGGGCGAUCUCUGGAGAUCUUCUGAACGACGAGGAGAUGGACAGAGCGAUGGAUGAAGCCGCAGAGGAGGGAAUCUACAGGCGAGCAGGUGGCCUGUUUGGGAAUCAUGUGGAUCCGUUUAAUAUGGAGCGAGGAACCCCGAUGCCCACCCAGGUGACCAGCCAGCGCCCCCUACAGAUCACAGACAGCAGAACAGAAGAGACAGAGGCCUCACCAAGCUCCAACUCAUAUCUGACUUACCACGCCAACACGAAUAACAACAACACAAACAAUAACAGGACCAGAGAGAGGUGUGAACUACAUUUCCCAUCUGGCAUCAGUGCAUCCAGACAUCACGGUCCAGUGAGUGCAGCUGACUUCCUCAUUCAAGAGGCUCUGCUCGCUGGAGGGUUGGAGUGUCUGGCCAGCGACUGUCGCUUCGUGUCUGUAACGAAGGCAGAGAUGGCCGCGGCCCUGAGCUUGGAUGUCAACUUGCUGGAGAGGAAUUCAGCAGCCGUUCUUAACAAACGUAGAGGACUUUGUGUUGUUAGAGAGACGUUCUCUCGUCCAGAUAUUGCACACUGCUUGGUGUAGGGCUCAUCAGAGGUUUCUGGUUGGGCCUGACCUGAGACAAACUGACGCUGAAUUAUCAGAUGUCCCACAUGGGAUCUGGGCACUUUUUUCACAGUUUCUGUAUUGAUUGAGGGGGGAAAUCUGUGCAAGGGGUUUAUAUAUGGUAAAUAUUACUUGGAACCGAGAGUACACUCUUAUUGGUAGCUUGAAACCAUUGUCAAAGAAGGUCAAAUGUGAAUAUUUGUAUUUAAACAAUAUUUAUAAACUAAUUUUUGAAACAGUCAAAUUUAAGUCUUUUUUUCAGUACUGCAGGCACCAAUCUGUGGAGCCCAAGUCAUCGGGACUAUCCUACACUACAAAAAAUAUUUUAGCCUAUUUUUUAGAUGUAUCCAUUUCAAUUUAAUAAAAAAUUUCCAUCUAAUUGAAUUGAAUAGUCUUGAAGAAAAUGAAAUUAAUAAAACAUGCAUUUUUUAAGAUUUAUACAUUUGGUUAAAGAUUAGGCAAUUCAAUUAGAUGGAAAUUUGUUAUUAAAUUGAAAUGGAUACAUCUUAAUAAUAAGCUAAAAUAUUUUUUGAGUGUAUCUAACUGAGCCAGUAUUUGGAGAAAUGUGGUUAAGUUAAUUUAAGAUAACUCUUCACCUGAUGGGACUAAACAUAACUUUAGGAUUCUUCUGAAGUGGUUUUUGAAUUUGUUUUGCAUUGCGAGAAACGUUAGAACUUGUAUCCAAUCGCAUUUCUUGACAUAGUUGUUCUAACAUAGAAAACAAUAAAACAUUACUUUACUCAGAA
Messenger RNA from Xyrauchen texanus (razorback sucker), 6506 nucleotides. It is a transcript of the gene cacna1sa, whose product is annotated as calcium channel, voltage-dependent, L type, alpha 1S subunit, a. The transcript is spliced from 42 exons. NCBI's taxonomy places the organism in Eukaryota, Metazoa, Chordata, Actinopteri, Cypriniformes, Catostomidae. Gene Ontology annotation, biological process: calcium ion transmembrane transport. The record is from RefSeq and is a predicted model, not a curated record. The coding region runs from base 301 to 5739 and encodes 1812 amino acids. Gene Ontology annotation, cellular component: voltage-gated calcium channel complex; membrane. Gene Ontology annotation, molecular function: calcium ion binding; voltage-gated calcium channel activity.